Messenger RNA from Thecamonas trahens ATCC 50062, 860 nucleotides. RefSeq names its product progestin and adipoQ receptor family member III. The record is from RefSeq and is a predicted model, not a curated record. Gene Ontology annotation, cellular component: membrane. The coding region runs from base 1 to 792 and encodes 263 amino acids. NCBI's taxonomy places the organism in Eukaryota, Apusomonadida, Apusomonadidae. The transcript is spliced from 2 exons. Gene Ontology annotation, molecular function: signaling receptor activity.
AUGGUGUCCGACAAGAGAGAGAAUUUACGGCUUGUAUCCUACUCGGAGGCGCCUGUGUACCUCCAGAUGCGGUUCAUCACCUCGGGCUACCGCUUUGUACUUGUGGGAUACAUGGCACUGGUCCAAGCCAUGGAUGAUGGUUACUCUUGGGGUGCCGUGGCUGCGCAAGGCGUCUUUCAUCUUAUGGUCAUCAUCGCUUUCUCCGCCUCAUCCAUCUUCCAUACCUUCAACUCGGUCAAUGAGGCCACCUACAGAUGUUGCAAUCAGGCCGAUGUCAACGGAAUCGUCGCAUCAAUCGUCGGUGCGUACAUCCCAAUCGCAUACUUUUCGCUCGCUUGCUAUCCCCAGUGGCAGGCCCUGCACCUGUCUGUCUUUGCUGCCGUUGCCCUUGCCGUCGCAGGCGCCACGCAGCUGCCCAUCAUGACCGAUCCGGCUUUUAUCGUCGGCCGCAUCCUCACCAUGGGCUCGCUCGUCGCCACACUCGUCGUCUCCACCCUACACAUUGCCUGGCUCGUCGGCGAUCAUCCCGUCGUCGCCACCUUUGUCGCCUCGGUUCUUCGCGCCGUCUUCCUCCUCGCCCUAGGCUCCGCCUUUUACGCUUCGCGCGUUCCGGAGCGCUUUGUGCCAUCGGGCUUCUUCGACUAUCUUGGCAACUCGCACAAUUGGCUCCAUAUCUUCUCCGCCGCCGCUAUGUACGUCCACGCCUGUGGCAUCGCCGACAUUGCCGCCUACAUGGCGACACAGCCCUGCGCCGCCACAUUUGACCUCUCCCGCGAUCUGUCAGGAUUGUGACCAACCUCACCCUCGACCUCCACCCAACCACCCACGCCACAACGCCCAUCAUCAAAGAGGUGAUCGCC